GCGUUGCGAACUUCCGGGCCAGAAGGGUAACAACUGUCAAUGCCGAACUCCUCUCGCUCUUUUUCCGGGCAUCUUUGAUGUGCUAGUGGACACAUUUCGUUGUGAACCCAAAUAAAAAUCGCUAUGGUGUUCGGUUCCAAGGUGAUCAAAGCCGGCAACGGCGAACCCGAUGCGUUCGAGACGCAGAUCGGCCAGGCCAUCCUGGAGCUGGAGAUGAACUCGGAUCUGAAGCCGCAGCUGCGUGAUCUGUACAUCACCCGCGCGCGCGAGGUUGAGUUCAACAACAAGAAGGCGAUCAUCAUCUACGUGCCGGUGCCGAAACAGAAGGCCUUCCAGAAGGUACAGACCCGUCUGGUGCGCGAGUUGGAGAAGAAGUUCUCCGGCAAGCACGUCGUGUUCAUUGCCGAGCGCCGCAUUCUGCCCAAACCGAUGCGUGGACGCCGCGACCCCAACAAGCAGAAGAGACCGCGUUCCCGAACGCUCACCGCCGUGUACGAUGCCAUCCUGGAGGAUCUGGUAUUCCCGGCGGAGGUGGUCGGCAAGCGUAUCCGCGUCAAGCUCGACGGAUCCCAGCUGAUCAAGGUGCACCUGGAUAAGAACCAGCAGACCACCAUCGAACACAAAGUUGACACUUUCGCGUCGGGUGUACAAGAAGCUGACUGGCCGUGACGUUACGUUCGAAUUCCCAGAGAACUACCUGUAAAAUAUAAGGGUUGCGUGCUAGAGGAUAGCCGAAGUUUGCAGCAGCUACAGCACUUGAUUAUUGGAGUGUUUGUGCUACUGGAAUGUGAAAGAUCGGAGAAAUCGGGGUGGACGCAGAAAAGCCGUUAAAAAUAUCCAACAAAUAAAAACCUGUAUGGAUAGGAAAACUUAA
Anopheles merus is the source of this 874-nucleotide messenger RNA. RefSeq names its product 40S ribosomal protein S7-like. Gene Ontology annotation, cellular component: 90S preribosome; ribosome; cytosolic small ribosomal subunit. Gene Ontology annotation, biological process: translation; rRNA processing; ribosomal small subunit biogenesis. The transcript has 4 exons. Bases 124 to 669 code for a protein of 181 amino acids. The record is from RefSeq and is a predicted model, not a curated record. Gene Ontology annotation, molecular function: structural constituent of ribosome. NCBI's taxonomy places the organism in Eukaryota, Metazoa, Arthropoda, Insecta, Diptera, Culicidae.